GUCUCAUUCACCCAAAGGAGCCGGUGUCAGUCUCUCGGGCCAAAGUCGGCGAGCCAACAGGACGGUUUCUCUCUGUGAAUACUAACAAAGCCAGCGGGCUCCAUGGGUAACAGCUGCCGGGCGACUAGGCUGAACCGAGCCAUUCAUAAUGUGUUAGCAAAGGCCAGGAGGACUUAUCACAAGCCGACUGGGACAUGUCAGAAAGUUCUUCAGGUGUGAACACUCUCAGUGGCAGUUUUCCUAAAUCCCACUCUUCCCAGUAUUCAGACAUCGGAGUUACACACACGCCUCUCUCUGUGGACCACAGUCCUGAUUCUGGACUGGUGUCUACACCUCUUCCAUCAAGUCGCUUUCAGUUCGUUUCUUGGCAUUGCCUGGAGCAGAGUGAUGUCACAGGUGACCAGCUGGCCUGCCCCCGGGUUAGAGAAGGGCCAUCAGAGGAGGAGCUGUGUCUAAGAGAGAGAGGUGACAUCUGUUUGGAGAGAGGAAGGAGGAGGAGAGAGGAGGAGGGACAAAGAUGGGAGGAGAGACUGCAGGAGAAUUGGGAAAACUGCCUUGAGAUAAAUUUGUCCUACCAAGACUUAGGUGAUCUCUACCAGCGGGAGAAUUUUUUCCGGAUCCUCCGCCGGUUGAUUCGUGUGGAGAAACUACAGCUGAUUGACAACUCUCUCACCAACCUGAGUUCUGUACGUUUGCCAAGGUGCAGAAUGCUAAAUCUGCACCAUAACCACCUGGUGUGUCUGCGUCAGCUGCCAAAGCUCCCAACAGUGGAGCACCUUUUUCUGUCGGAGAACGCCAUCAGGUCCCUGGAGGGUCUGGGAGCUCUGCAGAACAGCCCGCUGCGCUCCCUCAACCUAGCCCGCAACCCAGUGACCUUCACUCAGGACUACCGAGCACGUGUUUUUUCUUGUUUGCCAAAUCUCGAGGUUUUGGAUGGAAUUCCCAAGCUGCCAGAAGACUCGCUGCCUCUCAGAUUAAAGAACCCAGAAACCACCAGGAUGUGUUACAUUUUAUGACGCUUCCAUAGCUGGAUGCACGCAGACUGACUUUUUUGGUUAUUAACCUCAGCAAGUGCUCCACACUUUGAAGCCAGACUGAUCAUUUCAUAGUUCUGCUGAGAGGAAAGUCAGCAGUAACAGUAUUUUACAUAAACUGUGACAACUGUUGCCGAAGAACUCUUUCAAGGCCACACACACAAAAUAGUAGCAGCAUUUUAUGAUAAUGUGCAAGUUUCUUUUAAUUUCAGGUACCAAUAUUAUUGGUUAUAUUUUUAA
Messenger RNA from Melanotaenia boesemani (Boeseman's rainbowfish), 1274 nucleotides. RefSeq lists its product as uncharacterized. Lineage: Eukaryota; Metazoa; Chordata; Actinopteri; Atheriniformes; Melanotaeniidae. Gene Ontology annotation, molecular function: protein binding. The transcript has 7 exons. The record is from RefSeq and is a predicted model, not a curated record. The coding region runs from base 195 to 1016 and encodes 273 amino acids.